ACUGUGGGACAAAGAGAGAGAGAGAGAGAGAGAGAGAGAGAGAGAGAGAGAGAGAUAUAUUACCCCCUCUGACUCCAACACCGAGAGACUCACUCAUUUCCCCCACUCUCAACAGCUGAGUUCAACGCGACUGGACUCUCUCUCUCCUCUGGAUACCUUUACUCUUCAUAGAAAAUGGAGAUUUAUGUCAAGGAUAUGAAGAAACCAAGAUCAGUGUUCAGCAAUAUAAAGAUGUUUGUCCUGUGUCAUGGCCUGCUGCAGCUCACCCAGCUCCUGUACAGCUCCUACUUUAAGAGCACCAUCACCACCAUUGAGAGACGCUUUGGCCUCAGCAGCUUCUCCUCCGGUACUGUCUCCUCUCUGCACGAGGUGGGGAACACAGUUCUGAUAGUUUUUGUGAGUUACCUGGGCAGCAGGGUCCAUCGGCCUCGUCUUAUUGGACUGGGUGGCCUGCUGAUGUCCAUCAGCGCGCUGAUCCUGGCCUUACCUCACUUCCUGUCCCAGCCCUAUGAGUUUGACUCUGUCAUACAUGACCGCCAAGACCUGUGUUCCCUCCAGGGUACCUCCAACACCACAGAGGCCUGUGGGAAGACAGAGAUCAAGCGUAUAGCAGACACCAACAACUUGUGGCUGCUCAUGGCUAUAGCUCAGCUGCUGUUCGGAGUGGGGUCUGUUCCCAUACAACCUUUUGGUAUCUCUUAUGUGGAUGACUUCGCCGGACGAGGCAACUCCCCCCUCUACAUAGCCAUCCUGUUUGCUGUGUCUGUGUUUGGACCUGCCUUUGGCUUCCUGCUGGGCUCCGUCAUGCUGAGGAUCUAUGUGGACGUGGACAGAACCGGCUCAGUCACCAAUGCUGAGCUGGCCCCUACAGACCCUCGAUGGGUGGGUGCGUGGUGGAUGGGCCUCCUCGUCUCCUCUGCCAGCCUAGCCCUGACCUCCACCCCAUACUUCUUCUUUCCUCGCAGCAUGCCACUGGAAGGCAAUGUAAGUGGAACUGACAUUCUGAAUGAAGGCUCCGAAAAGCCUGAGAUCUCACUGCUUGAUUUCCUUAAGAUGUUCCCCAGGCUGUUUGUUCGUCUGCUCCUCAGUCCUCUGUUCCUGCUGUUGGUUCUGUCUCAGUGCUGUUUUUCUUCAGUCAUCGCUGGCCUCGCCACCUUCCUCAACAAAUUCCUGGAGAGACAGUACAGCACGACUGCCGCUUACAGCAGCCUCCUCAUAGGUGCGGUGAACCUUCCUUCGGUUGCCGUGGGGAUGCUGGUGGGCGGGGUCAUCAUGAAGAGGAUGGGUCUCUCUCUUAAGGCCAUCCCUCGUUUCUCUGUCGCCAUGCUGUCCAUCUCUGUCCUCCUCCUCAUCCCCCUCUUCUUCAUGGGAUGUCCCACACAGAGGGUGGAAGAGGUCAACUAUGGAUUCCAAGGGUCUCUGGCCAAUUGUUAUUCCAACUGCUCCUGCCCUGCUGACUCCUUCAACCCAGUGUGUGGAACUGACAACACUGAGUACCUGUCUCCCUGCCAUGCAGGUUGCAAAGACUACACCAAAGACCCCAACAACAAAUUCAGAGUUCUGGAGUACACAGACUGUAUCUGUACAGCUCACAGCCAGGGUAGUGGUGGGGGUACUGCCCGCCCCGGCCCCUGCCCCAACCAAUGUCCUCACUUCCUGCUUCCUGUCAUGUUCCUCAUCUCUCUGGCCGCGAUGAUCGCCUCUCUAACACACAAUCCCAUCUAUAUGAUGGUCCUCAGAACUGUUCCCCAUGAAGAGAAAUCUUUUGCCAUCGGAGUCCAGUUUCUGCUCAUGAGAGUGCUUGCCUGGUUACCAGCCCCAGCCCUGUUCGGCAUGACCAUCGACAGCGCCUGUAUUUGGUGGAAACAAGCCUGUGGCAACCGGCUGGGCUGUGGUUACUAUGACAAUAACACCCUGAGGAACAGAUACCUGGGUCUGCAGGUGGGCUUCAAGGUGAUGGGGAUCUUCCUGCUGGGGCUGGCUGGAUGGAAGGUCCAGAGGACCAGGGAGUACAACCUGGAAAAACAGCCUAAUGGACCACUGUGAUCCUGGGAUAUGACUGCUCGCUGGGCUCCUUAACUCCUUCCUUCCUCCCCCCUCCCGCCGUCCCUCCCACACGAUAGAGACUGGCCCCUGAGGACCACUUUACCCCUCCCUCCCGUUUCACACGAUAGAGACUGGCCACUGAGGACCACUAUACCCCUCCCUCCCAUCUCAAACGAUAAAGACUGGCCACUAAGGAGCACUAUACCCUUCCCUCCCACACGAUAGAGACUGGCCACUGAGGACCACUAUACCCCUCCCUCCCACACGAUAGAGACUGGCCAGCGAGGACCACUAUACCCCUCCCUCCCCUCUCACACGAUAGAGACUGGCCACUGAGGACCACUUUACCCCUCCCACCCACACGAUAGAGACUGGCCACUGAGGACCACUUUACCCUUCCCUCUCACACAAUAGAGACUGGCCACUGAGGACCACUUUACCCCUCCCUCCCUCUCACACGAUAGAGACUGGCCACUGAGGACCACUUUACCCCUCCCUCCCACACGAUAGAGACUGGCCACUGAGGACCACUAUACCCCUCCCUCCCACACGAUAGAGACUGGCCACUGAGGACCACUCUACCCCUCCCUCCCACACGAUAGAGACUGGCCAGUGAGGACCACUAUACCCCUCCCUCCCCUCUCACACGAUAGAGACUGGCCACUGAGGACCACUAUACCCCUCCCUCCCACACGAUAGAGACUGUCCACUGAGGACCACUAUACCCCUCCCGUCUCACACGAUAGAGACUGGCCCCUGAGGACCACUAUACCCCUCCCUCCCACACGAUAGAGACUGGCCACUGAGGACCACUUUACCCCUCCCUCUCACACGAUAGAGACUGGCCACUGAGGACCACUUUACCUCUCCCUCCCUCUCACACGAUAGAGACUGGUCACUGAGGACCACUUUACCCCUCCCUCCCACACGAUAGAGACUGGCCCCUGAGGACCACUUUACCCCUCCCUCCCACACGAUAGAGACUGGCCCCUGAGGACUACUUUACCCCUCCCUCCCACAC
Messenger RNA from Oncorhynchus tshawytscha (Chinook salmon), 3067 nucleotides. RefSeq names its product solute carrier organic anion transporter family member 2A1-like. Gene Ontology annotation, biological process: transmembrane transport; sodium-independent organic anion transport; prostaglandin transport. The transcript is spliced from 14 exons. Gene Ontology annotation, cellular component: membrane. Gene Ontology annotation, molecular function: protein binding; prostaglandin transmembrane transporter activity. Lineage: Eukaryota; Metazoa; Chordata; Actinopteri; Salmoniformes; Salmonidae. The record is from RefSeq and is a predicted model, not a curated record. Bases 175 to 2046 code for a protein of 623 amino acids.